UUUUCUCUUUUUAUUUAUUUAUCAAUUUUUGUUCUUCCUCCGUCGGUAAAGAAGACAAGAGAGAAAGGAGAACUUUCAUUGAGAGUGAAAGCUUCGGAGAGAUUUUUCGUUUGAAUUCGUGGAUCUUUCGUUCAAACAGGACCAACGUUAUAAUUCGUCCACGUUUACUGCUUCCUUUUCUUUUUUUUCCUUUCUCAUUCGUCUGGAAUUCAAAGGACGACAAAAGCACUUGGAUAUAAUUGCAGGUUGACGUCUCUAUUAAAAUUAAACAUUAACGAGACUGUAUAAACGUUGGGAAGAAGAACAAGAAGAAGGAAAAUAAGAAGACAAUAUAAUCAAAGUAUAAAGAGAACCGCAAUCUCAUCGAGGAUGUUGCGAUGCGGAGAUCGAACAAGACAGAUUGUUUCCUGAUUAUUUCAAAUCGGUUCAAUCGACAAUUAACUCAUUUCGAGUGUUCGAUUUAUCGCGUUUUAACAAUCAUGAUUUUUCUUCAGACUAUUAUAAUUACAGAUUUAACGUUGAAACUUCAAGAUUUGGAACUAACGCGUCUUCGAGUAUUCGAAAAUAUUUGACGAUUUUUUUGGGGGAAUUUUUAUUUCUCGUUUAGGAUUUUGCAAAAAAAAAAAAAAAUACAAAGAAAUGUCUUUGACGAACUUUAGUUUACCUUAUCAUACGGCUACGCCGUCAUCGUUUCUUUACACUGGACACUCGACGAUUAAUAAUCUUCGAUUGAAUGCCGUACUUCCGCCAGCACCACCUGUUAAUUACGAUAAUCGUGAACCCUUUCGAAAUGAACCUUACAUACCACCGUCGAGGUAUCAACAAGAACGUCAGCAGCAACAACAGCAACAGCAGCAGCAGCAGAGACAACGUCAAACGAACCAACAAAGAAGACCAGAAAUUUAUGCCGAACAAUCUUCCUUUUCAUCGACACAGGACACGCGUUAUACGAAUUAUGAUCAAGAUUUUCGAAGGACUCAACCUAGAAUGCAACAACAACAACAACAACAACAACAACAACAGCAACAAAUGAGACCACCUCCUCCAGCUCCUUCUACUCAACGUCAACAAGAAAGAAUUCGAUCAAACGAUGAACAUGAAAGAGAAUCCUUAGAAUCCAGCAGGAUUUCUGAACAGGAAGGUUAUCCUGACAGACCUAACGGAUAUACGAGAGUAAAUGCUGAAGGAUUCGGAGGUGGUCCAGGUACAAAAACGUCAGUUCACGCUGUUCUGGAUUACGAUGACGAUUUCGAGGAUUAUUACGACGACGAUGAUCAAGGUGUACCAAGGGACGCACACGUAACACCGAUUCAAGGACCGAUUUUCUUAAAAAAUGGUUCGGUUCCUGUCGUACCACUUUAUUCUUAUCCUCAAAUAAACAAUGGAACAUUUGUACAAAUUCCGAUCCUUUGGACAGCACUUUCGGUUGCAUUAGGAGUUGAAUUGAGAGGUGAUUUGGUCAGAGGUGCACCUUGCAUCAAAAGAUAUCAUCAAUUGUUUUGUCCAACUGCCGGUAACACCUACCCCAUCGAACGGAUAGAACGUUUCAUAGACGAAAACAAAGCAUUGAUGAAGAGAAUGUACGGUGACUUCGAGAUGAGUCCAGGUCAUCGAACUCGUACGAGAAGAAAAAAACGGGAAUCCUCUUCGAAAUCGGCGAAACUAGAUUUACCGGAUGGUGGGCCGAAUCUUCAAGAAAAGGAACACGAUUUCGAGCCGGAAAUCGAAGCCGAUGGGGAUUCCUUUUUUGGUACGGAGAAUCAAAAAAGAGAUCCUAGACAAUCUUUUGGGAAAAAUCGUAACAACGAAAGUGGAAGAGUGGACGCAUGCGAAUCAAAAGUAGAAAUCGUGACACCUUAUUGGGCUAGCAAUAGUGCAGGAAAGAUACGAGCUAUCGUAAACACCCAACAUUUUGAACAAGCGAUUCACCAAGAGGUUUGCUCAAAGACGCAAACGAAUCGAUGCACGGCCGAUUGCGGAUGCGAACAAAAGUACAAAUGGCAUAGGUUGCUUGCAUACGAUCCAGACAACGAUUGCAAGGGCAUCUUCAUGGACUGGUUCCUGUUUCCUUCUUGUUGCGUAUGCAGAUGCGAUCCAACCAAGAACAACAACAAGUUUUCACCAUCGAAUUCAAGAAAUUAAUUAUUUCAGGCGCACGCACCCAAUAGGAUUUUAUUUGCCUUAUUAUUAUUAUUUUACUUUCUUCUAUUUCUGAGAACGAUUAAAUAUCUUUUUGUUUUCUUUUUGCUUUCUUCGAUGGAAUAUUUUUUUAAGGAAAAGAACAAAAAGCACACACACACACACACAUACACACGAAAAGAGGCUAAAAACUUACGACAUCUUUCCUUGCUACAUCCUAGGAAUUUUUUUGUUCUUGUUAUCCUUUAUUUCCUAAUUAUUUUUCAUUUUAUUUCUGCAUUAUUACAUACUAUUAUCUAUAUCGAAUCGUUUCGAUAUUAAAAAUAUCAUUACAGUGACAACGAAGACGACGAUGUAUAAACACGGUAAAUAUUUCCUUUCCUUUUUUUUCUUUUUUUUUUAUUUCAUAUGGAGUACAAAAGUAAGGUUUUUUUUUUUGUAAUUUUGUUCUAUUAAUUAUUAUACUAUAAUAUAUUUUCAAAUUAUGUACAAACGAUUAUACAAUAACUAUUCUCGUUACUCGGACACGCCUGAUUAUUUCCUUCUUCGUGAGAAAUUUUAAUUUGUAAAAGAUAACAGAAAAUUUCAAAAGAGAGAGAGAGAGAGAGAGAGAGAGA
This is a messenger RNA of Polistes dominula (European paper wasp), 2756 nucleotides long. It is a transcript of the gene spz3, whose product is annotated as Spaetzle domain-containing protein 3. NCBI's taxonomy places the organism in Eukaryota, Metazoa, Arthropoda, Insecta, Hymenoptera, Vespidae. Gene Ontology annotation, molecular function: growth factor activity; Toll binding. Gene Ontology annotation, biological process: innate immune response; central nervous system formation. The record is from RefSeq and is a predicted model, not a curated record. Gene Ontology annotation, cellular component: extracellular region.